GGUCAUCCAUAAUUGAAAACGCAACACGAAGUGAGAUUAUUAUGUAAUCAGUCCUUGUAGUGGUAUGGGCCGGGAAACCAAUGUUCUUUACACAUUUUCUUCUCGACGAUAUACCACAAGAGAUACAACCGAGAGAGCAAAGUGAAAACUAAUUUCCUGUUUGUUCCAGUCAAUGCUACUAACACAUAGGAACGGCCAAUUGUCAAAGAAGGCAUGAAGUAUAUCCACUGACGCCUUUGGCGCAUGCGCUAUGUUACGUUUGAGUUCAGAGACGCGUUUUACAUCGCUACUAAACCUGUUACCAGCCCCAGUCAUCUAAUCCUUGUGUGCACCCAGGAAAGAAUAGCUGGGGUAUACAAGACUUUCAUGAGGAAAAAGUCGGAUUUCAGUCCUGUCGACAGAACAAGGAAGUAAACACAGGACUAAAGAUUUGUAUUUUGAUUUCAGAUUUAUGUUGAGUAAUUAAAGUUAAAACAAUAUAAAGAUGGAGUCUAUUAUUGUGAUAUUGAAUUCAUCGGUACCGGCUGAUAACUACUCAGUAAUAUCUGGAAGUAACUACUCAGAAAUACGGGAACUGUACAAAGAACCUCCAUGGAUACAAGCCCUCUAUGGUGUAAUCUUUGCCCUUGUGACUGUGUUAGGCGUUGGUGGGAACUCUAUCGUCUGCUACAUUGUGCUUGGAAACCGGCGCAUGCGCACCGUCACAAACUACUCCAUCGUGAAUUUAGCGGUAAGCGAUAUCCUCAUGGCGGUCAUGUGUGUCAAUUUUUCAUUUUACGCCGCAAUGUAUAUGACGUGGCCCUUCGGGGAGUUCAUGUGUAAAGCGGUAUCGUACAUCCAAAGCGUGUCUGUGUCUGUGAGUAUCUUUACGCUGGUGUCCAUCGGUGUGGACCGUUACAUAGCGAUAUGCCAUCCUCUAGUUCUACGUAUGGGAUCAUCACAAGCAUUGACAGUCAUCGCGGUUAUCUGGGUAGUCGCGUGCGUAGUAGCGCUACCUUCUUUAAUAUUUUCCACGGUCGGCGUAGAGGGGGACUCAACAUUUUGCUCUGAGAGCCACUGGGAACAAUCUAAAAUUUACACGUAUAUCCUGAUGGGUAUCCAAUAUUUUGUACCACUUUGUGUAUUGGCUGUUACCUAUGGUAGGAUUGGUUAUGUAAUCUGGAGUAGACGAACACCCGGAGAAACACAAGCUAGCAGAGACAAGAAGAUCAACGAGUCAAAAACAAAGCUCGUCAAGAUGUUCGCUAUGGUCGUUCUUCUCUUCGCCUUGUGCUAUCUACCAAUCCACUUCUUCAACAUCCUCCAGGAGGUCUACGAGAAUGUCCUCUACUACCGCUACAUCAAGCUGGUCUACCUCACUGUACUCCUGGCAGCCAUGAGCAACUGUGUCUACAGCCCUUUUAUUUACUGCUGGAUGAACGCCAAGUUCCGCAACGGCUUCAAGUCUGCGUUCCGAUUCCUCCCCGGCGUGCACUACGACAACCAAUGGAAAGUGGUUGCGCAUUUAGAACGUGGCAACACCGCCAUGACGCAACUGACGACGUCGCCGUCGCGUCGGCUUCGUGGUGGUCCAUCGGAUGCGAAACAUUGCUGGCCCGAGCAUAGCUACGAGUCGCUUAGCAACGGGAACGGGAGUCCUAUGAGGGACAAAAUGGUUGCCGUGUGAGCAGAUUAUGCAGAUUGGGCCGAAAACAUCACUUAUGAACAAAUAAUAAUUAUUGAAAAAAGAGAAAGAAAGAAAGAACAUACACUUUGGUAGGAUGUACGUUAUCAAACCCGUGCAAAGACUUGUGUACAAAUGUUUGCAUGAAAAGGAACACAUAUUGUUUACCACGGACUAUGGUAAUAAUGCCUUAAAACAUUACUCUCUGUAAAGAAGGGGAAAUGUUUCCACAAAUUGAUACAUAUUGGAACACGUGCUAUUGAAUACACGGUCCAAGGAUGUGUUAUCAAGGGCAAAACAUCUCUGGAAGGUUAAAUGCUUAUGUAAAAGUAUAGAGAUUAUUAAAGUUCUUAAACUCAUUCUUUAAAACAAACUGAAUAAAAAUCCGCGAUCGGAAAAUAUCAAAAUUUGCCUCUGCAACUAUAAGUACGACUGACAGCUUGGCUACUUCCAUGUCAUGAACCUGUCAAUGCACAAAGGAUUAUUGUAGAACUAUAGACAGAUACUGGAUACAGUCUUUUAUGGAACACGAUGGACGUCCCCUACCAAUAGGACAAGUGAACUUUCAGUGAACCGGCAAUGCCUUUUAGCCAUUCUGAUCAUUCUGCCACUGCAAAACACUCUAUGGCAGUGGCUAAACCGAUUUAAAGUAGUCACCCGAAGAAAAUUCACGACAACUGAUUUUCUAUUGAAAAACACGGAUGAUUUGCUGCAAAAUAAUAAAGACAGGGAAAGGCGUUAAAUGCUUUGGGGUUAGCUGUGUCUCGCAUGUGACGUCACGAAUCUUGACGCUCUACGGAGGAAAGCUGAAGGCAGAAAAUCUGGAUCUCAAAAUUAACAUUUUUGAGAGAUGAUUACUG
Strongylocentrotus purpuratus (purple sea urchin) is the source of this 2523-nucleotide messenger RNA. RefSeq names its product RYamide receptor-like. Bases 485 to 1666 code for a protein of 393 amino acids. Gene Ontology annotation, cellular component: plasma membrane. The record is from RefSeq and is a predicted model, not a curated record. Gene Ontology annotation, biological process: G protein-coupled receptor signaling pathway. NCBI's taxonomy places the organism in Eukaryota, Metazoa, Echinodermata, Echinoidea, Camarodonta, Strongylocentrotidae. Gene Ontology annotation, molecular function: tachykinin receptor activity. The transcript has 2 exons.